This is a messenger RNA of Nannospalax galili (Upper Galilee mountains blind mole rat), 2504 nucleotides long. RefSeq names its product chromosome unknown C14orf180 homolog (gene CUNH14orf180). The coding region runs from base 369 to 881 and encodes 170 amino acids. The transcript is spliced from 5 exons. Lineage: Eukaryota; Metazoa; Chordata; Mammalia; Rodentia; Spalacidae. The record is from RefSeq and is a predicted model, not a curated record.
UCCGUUUCCUUUCCAGCUGGGACAGGGCACAGCCACCCUUGAAGGGUCAGCUCUUCCACACAGUCCUGUGGCCAAGCUGCUUAGGUGCCUGGGACAGGAGUCAGCUCUACCUGGGACCACCAGGCCCUGCAUGUAACAGCCCCUCAGAUCCAGCUGCCCGGAGGCCAACAAGCAGGUCAUCCCCCAAGACUGCUGAGGCCACCGCCCUAUGUUGUUGUAAUGGAAACUUCUCGACUGCUCUGUGAGCACCAGCUCCGGUUCCUGCCCCGUGUGGCUCUGAUCCGCAGCAGAUCGCAGGACAAGGCAGGUGGGAAAGCACACACAGGAACAGUACAAUACCACAGGAGCACAGGACCAUGCUCCAGUAAAUGAGGUCUGCAGCUCGAGCCUCGCACCCCAGCUCCCAACCACAGACACAGCAUCCAACCAGAGAGAAUGAGGAGCUCACUCAGGGCUCACAGCCAGCCAGGGCUGAGACGGAGGGUAACAGGAAGUACCCCCCCUCUAUCCUGAGACCCAGCCGACCAGAUCGUGGGUGCCAUGAUAAUGAGUCACGGAGAACCUCGAGACACGUGCGGUUCAGAGAGCCCUUGGAGGUGGCCGUCCAUUACAUCACCCACAGGGACACCAAGGCUACUGUCAAGGUGCCCAGCCGGUCAACUUCCCGUGGUGGCCCCCUGCUCCAGCUGGCACCUCGAAAUGGCUCCCUAUUCUUGUGGCUGACUGUGUGUGUCCUGCUUGGAGCCGUGCUGGGCCUGUACUGUGGCAAAGGGAAGCCUGUCACGGUGGCCCUGGAGGACCUCCGGGCUUGGCUCCGCGUCCUCAUCCUGCGUCUGUGGCAUGUGGUCCUUGCCUGCUGGCACUGCCUCCUGCAGCUCUGAACCAUGGCUGGAUAGCAAUGUUGCCUUUGGACAGCCCUGGAGGGCAGAGCUCUGGGGGCCCACAGUGACCUUUGGGUUUGCACAUGGUUGUGUGCCCAGGCACGGAGGCUAACCCCAGGGCAGAGCCCAGCUGGUCAAUGAUUCGCAAACCCAGAAGCCCUAGGGGGCUGCUGCCACGGGACAAGUGAGAAACGGGGACAUCUCUGGCUUGGCACAGCAGGUACCCUCCCCUGCUCCAGUCAGUACAGGCUGGGGUCUUGGGAUCCCAAGAUUCUUUAUCCAUUGUGGCUGGGGACUCCUGUGCUUCUGUCCAGCCCUCCCUCACCUGGAUGUCACCAUGAGCAGCCUUUUGAGGACGAGUGCCACCCGCAUCUGAGGGGCAGCUUGGGAAGGCAAGCCCCAGCUUCCUACUGCUCUGAGGGCCAACCCUUGCCACACUGUCUCUCUGCAGUUCAUGGAGCCCUGUGGGUACCAGGAUCCCAUCCUCUAAGGCCAGGUCUGAUUCCCCCUACUAGGAUCUAUGGUUGCCACUGUAGUGGGGGAGGGGAGGGGACACAGCCCAGUAGUGUGGGAACACAGCCUAGAUCCGGACCCACUUGCUCUCAGAACACAUAUGGUACCUGGGCCCUAUUACCAGAGCCUCGACCAAGCCCAAGGCUACCAGGACUACCACCAGCUGCAGGGCCUGUGGCUGUCCCAACCUUGCAUAGGCACAGCCUGUCACUUAUGUUGCAGGGCCAAGGGAAGCGCAUGACAACAAACUUCAGGGCUCCCUAGACCCACAUGGAAGGGGAGCCCCGAGCACAGCAAAGAGGCCCACAGUCAGACACCAGGAGGAACCACCAGGGGGAGCGUGUGCCACCCUGGAAUAAACAUGUGAUGAGUGUUUGGGGGCCAGUGUGAGACUUGAGAGCACAGGUAGUUGUUCUCUUAAUGUGUCCCCACUACUUAUGUGAACGGAAAAUAUUCUGUAUGAAAAUACCUGCAGCCUCUUCAGUCCCCAGAUCUUUACAGAAUGGCUGCUCAGGAAUCCCUCCGGGGCCAGUGCACUUGUCUAGACACUGGAGCACCUCCGCUCUACCCUUUACAGCCCAUGGGUCCUUGUAACUGUCACUCAUGUGAAUUUGGGGGACCCACCGUUCCUCCAGGACCACAUCCCCCACAAGACUUGCCUGGAUUCCCAGCUUACUAGGCUGCUGUAUGCCCUCCUCUGGCCCUCAGGGACCCCACAUGGUGGUCUCCAGCUACAGAAUUUGGGAGGCAUAGUGUGGAGGAGACCAGUAGAGAAAGGUUCUGCUUCUAGGAGUGGCCUAGAAAGGACCAGCUGGAGAGCACAUUCCCUAAGAUCCACCAUCACCAUGGUUGCUGCCCCCUACACCACCCUAGCCAUCCCCAAGACCAAUUCCAUCUCCCCCCACCCUGGGACAGGGCAGGCUCACUACUGGCCCAAAUGCAGAUAAGGAAACAGACACAAAGAGAUGAGGUCACAGGCCUUAAGGCCAUCCCUCCCACCCUACUUUGGGGCAGGGGGUGGAUGGACCCUCCAGGAAAGAAGUCGGCCAGCCCAUGUUCAGCAGGGGGCUAGGGCUUCCGUCCUGAACCUCAGCCAAUGUCCACUACAAA